AGUCUAGCUGGGAAGAAAAAAAAAACUUUUUUUUUUUUGUAUCGGAGGAAUCAACAGCCGCCAUCUUGACGCGGCUCAGAAUCGGGAUUUCGGGGGGAGCAUUAAUUUUAAAAACCGACCGGAGCUACUCAGACCGGGCUCAAACGGCUUUUUUCUUGCAGAAAAUCGAAGUGUUACUCCUUCUGAUGAGAAUUAAUGCAAACAUGUGAGGAUUACAUGCGUAUUUAUCGUCUCGAAAGGCCACUGUAUAUUUGAUUUCCCUUUUAGCGAGCGCCGAUUCUCGCCGUAUCUCCGUCCCGAGACGCUGUAUUUGCCGGGAGACAGCGACGACAAAAAUAAUCCACCUCAUAGAAAAUAUUUUUUGAAUUUUGCUCUUUUUAUUCGAGCCUGAGAUAGAUUUUAUGACUGCUCGUUUCGACUGCGAAAAAAAUGAUUCUGUACAGACGUGAAUCCGGCGAUCUGCGGAGAAAAGGAUUUGCCUACGCCUUGUGUAAUAUUUUAUGAUUGAUUUUUAUUUAUUUUUCUCGAAGCUAAAUAAUUUUUGGACGUAAUUAUUGAGGAUAAUUAUGUGGGUGUUGGGUGUUGGAUUAUCAUGGGGUGAUCUUCGGCGGCGAAGCGUGGCGCUGUUGCCUUUCUUUUGAAACCUUUUUCUCCAGGCAGCAUUUCGCUAGUCUGCCAGUCAAGACGACGAAGAAGAAGAAGAAAAAAAAAACCAAAACCUCCAAGAUACAUUGCUCCUUUACGCUCAACGUAAAGGAAAAGUUACCAGUUAUUACGAGCCACAAGCCCGACCAGGGGGACUGAUCCUGCUGUUGUUUUCCUGCAUCAUCAUCCAUUCAUAACCGAGCAGGAUGGCUGACAAUCUGCUGGAUGUCGGACCCCCCACUGCAAAGCGACCCAAGCUCAAUUCACCUCUCUCAGUGUCAGAUGGCCCAGAUCUUGUGUCUCUGUUCGACCUGGAAAACGACCUUCCAGAUGAGCUCAUCCCCAAUGGAGACUUGGGAAUGGGAAUGUCCUCUAAUGGCGGUCCAGGUGGAGGGGGUCCUGGUCUCAACUCCAUCAUCCCCGAUGCAGCUGCCAAACACAAGCAGCUGUCCGAGCUUCUGCGACCAGGGAGCUCCUCCAUCUUGGGAGGUGUUCUCAACUCUGCCAGCCCCCAACAGGGAGGCAUGGGAAGCCAGCUGGGGGCUGUGCUUGGUAAAAGUCCACACGGGCAGGGUUCUCCCAAUCACCAGUCUCCCCAGGCCCAGAAAGGAGGUACUGCUGCUGGACAAGGCAAUGGGGGCAUGAGCUUCAACCAGGCCAUGUUGAACAGUGGGCAGGGCCACGGGGUCAUGGGCCAGACGGGACAAGUGAUGAACGGGGCUCUGGGACCAGCAGGCCGGGGCAGACCUGGCAUGCAGUACCAAGGCAUGCAGGGGGCACAAGUGGGUGCUGGAGGCAGUGUGCUGGCAGAGACACUCACCCAAGGAGGGCCACAGUUGGGUGCACACAACGCGUUGAAUGCUCAGCAAGCUGGAAACAUGAAUAAGAUGGGGAUGUCAGGAGGCCCAUUUGGCCAGCAGUACGGUCAGGCUGGGGUGCAGCAGAUGGGGGCAGCGGGGGUCAACGCCCAACAACUCCAGAACAAGACGGCCCUUUCCAACAACCUGCCCCAAUUCCCUACAGAGCUGAAGGGAGCUGGGAGUGUGCCAAACCUGUCCCAGAUGCAGCAGCAGGUAGCGUCGGUGGGCAUGGUCCCCGGGGCCGGCGGCGUCUCAACGGGCCCGACGGCGGACCCCGAGAAGCGCAAACUCAUUCAGCAGCAGCUGGUCCUGUUGCUCCACGCACAUAAGUGCCAGCGGCGGGAGCAGGCCAACGGGGAGGUGAGGGCCUGCACUCUGCCCCAUUGCCGCACCAUGAAGAACGUCCUCAACCACAUGACCCACUGCCAGGCCGGCAAGUCCUGCCAGGUGGCUCACUGUGCAUCCUCCAGGCAGAUCAUCUCCCACUGGAAGAACUGCACGCGGCACGACUGUCCGGUCUGCCUGCCUUUAAAGAACGCGAGUGACAAAAGGAAUCAGCAACCCAUGCUAAAUUCUCCUGGAGCUAGCCUGCAGAACGCUAUCAGUACAGUGGGGCCUGGCCAGCCCAGUGCCACAGCCAUCAACAGUGCUGCCACACACAUCGACCCCAGCUCUAUGCAGAGGGCCUAUGCUGCCCUUGGCCUGCCGUACGGGAACCAGUCCCCUGCCCAGGGACAGGGACAGGGACCCUCUCAGCAAAAUCCCCAGGGCCCCCAGCACCUGCGAAGUCUGAACCCACUAGGCACUAAUCAGAUGAACCAGAUGGCAGGAGGCCUGGGUGUCCCCUCUUCAGACCAGGCUGGCAUGCACUCUGACUCCUCUCUACCAUCCGCACUCAACAAUCAGCUGAUGCCAGAUGGGUCAGUAGUGGGAGGCAUGGGAAACCUGCCCACUGCCACCCCUCUCUCUUCUUCGGGGGUAAGGAAGGCCUGGCACGAACACGUCACUCAGGACCUGCGCACCCACCUGGUGCACAAACUUGUACAAGCCAUAUUCCCCACCCCAGACCCUGCAGCGUUGAAGGACCGAAGAAUGGAGAACCUGGUGGCGUAUGCGCGCAAGGUUGAGGGUGACAUGUACGAGUCCGCUAACAGCAGGGAUGAGUAUUACCACUUCCUGGCAGAGAAAAUCUACAAAAUCCAGAAGGAGUUGGAGGAGAAGCGGCGCUCACGGCUCCAGAAACAGCCUGGCAUGGUGGGCACAGCUGGGCCUCAGCAGCCUGGAAUGGCUCAGCCCAACGCCAUGGGCCCAGGACAGGGCGUCCGGUCUCCCAAUGGACCUGUGCCUAUGCCCAACAUGCCAAAUCAGAUAAUGAACCGUAUGCAGGUGCCCCAAGGAAUCAAUCAGUUUAACCCAAUGGCAAUGCAGAAUGCGCAGAUGUCUCAGGCACCCAUGGGAGCGCGUGCUCCCUCCCCCAUGAACCAUCCACAGCAGAUGAACAUGAGCUCCGUCCCAGCGAUGGGUAUGUCUCCGUCAAGGAUGCCUCAGACUCAAGGAAUGAUGGGUAGUCAUGCUAAUAACAUGGUAGCGCAGCCAGCCAACCAGGGCCAGUUCCUGCAACAGGGCCAGUUCACUGCUGCUGCAGGUGGAGCUAUGAAUGUGAAUGUAGGCUUGGGUCAGCCCAUAACGCAGGCUGCUGUCACACAGCAGUCACAGAACUCUAACCUCCCUCUGAAUGCAUUGGGAUCCCUUGGCUCCCAGCUGCCCUGUGGCCCUUCAGCCCAGCCUUCCCUUGGCACUACACCUCCACCCAAUGCCUCCGCCAGCCUGCAGCUGCAGCAGCAGCAGCAGCACCAUGCUUCUGCACAGGCCCAGAUGCCACCGCGACCCACUACCCCCGCCUCCACGGGUGGGCCCUCCUCCACCCCAACCCACAUGCCCGGUAGCCUCCCUGGCCCCCCCUCAGCCAAGGGCACACCUGACCCCUCCCAGCCUAUCACACCCCUGCAGCCGCAGACAGAACCCCACAGCCAAAUGCAGCAGCCCACCUCAGUGCAGGCGCAGCACCCCAGCACACCGUUGUCCCAGGCAGCGGCGAGUGUAGAUAACAGAGUGCCCACCCCAGCUUCUGUGGCUGAGCUGAACUCCCAGCAGGCCCUGCCGGACAAGAGCAGCGCUGAAGCCAAACCUGAAGUCAAAGACGAAGAAGAUGACGGAGGCGGCAAGUCUGGGAAGAAGCAGCAAGAUAUAAAAAUGGAGCAGGAUGAUGACAUCAAACCGAUGCUGGUGAAGAAGGAGGAGCCAGAUGCAGCACAGCCAAAGCAGGAACCAAUGGACACUGAGGAAAAGAAGCCGGAGAUGAAGACAGAACCCAAAGAAGAGGAGGAAAGUGGGGCCAACGGCACAUCAGCCACCUCCAACACUCAGAACCGAAAAAAGAUUUUCAAGCCAGAGGAGCUGAGACAAGCCUUAAUGCCAACACUUGAGGCCCUCUACAGGCAAGACCCAGAGUCACUACCCUUCAGACAACCUGUAGACCCUCCAAUACUAGGCAUCCCUGACUACUUUGACAUUGUGAAGAAUCCCAUCGACUUAUCCACCAUCAAGCGCAAGCUGGAUACGGGUCAAUACCAGGAGCCUUGGCAGUACGUGGACGACGUGUGGCUCAUGUUCAACAAUGCGUGGUUGUAUAACCGUAAAACAUCCCGUGUCUACAAGUACUGCAGCAAGCUGGCAGAAGUGUUUGAAGCAGAGAUCGAUCCUGUCAUGCAGGGCUUGGGCUACUGCUGCGGCAGGAAGUAUGAGUUCUCACCCCAGACGCUGUGUUGUUAUGGCAAACAGUUGUGCACCAUUUCCAGGGACGGCACCUACUACAGCUACCAGAACAGGUAUCACUUCUGUGAGAAGUGCUUCAACGAGAUCCAGGGCAACAGUGUGACCCUGGGGGAUGACCCGGCACAGCCACAGACGUAUGUCUCUUUAUCUCUUUUUUGUUUGUGCAGCAUGAUAUCAAAAGAGCAGUUUGAAAAGAAGAAAAAUGACAUGUUGGACCCUGAACCGUUUGUUGAAUGUAAGGACUGCGGGCGAAAGAUGCAUCAGAUAUGCGUGCUGCACUACGAUGUUAUUUGGCCGACAGGCUUUAUCUGUGACAACUGUCUGAAGAAGUCUGGCAAAACAAGAAAGGAGAACCGGUUUUCAGCCAGAAGCCUUUGUAAAGGGUUGCAGUCCACCCGGUUGGGGACGUACAUCGAGGACAGAGUGAACAAGUACUUGAAAAGGCAGAACCAUCCUGAGGCCGGCGAGGUGUUUGUGCGAGUGGUGGCCAGCUCUGACAAAAAUGUGGAGAUUAAGCCUGGCAUGAAGUCUAAGUUUGUGGACACAGGCGAGAUGGUGGAGACCUUCCCUUAUAGAACCAAAGCACUUUUUGCAUUUGAGGAAAUAGACGGGGUGGACGUUUGUUUCUUUGGGAUGCAUGUCCAGGAGUACGGCUCAGAGUGCCCCUUUCCAAAUACCAGACGGGUUUACAUAUCAUACCUCGACAGUAUUCACUUCUUCAGGCCCCGUGCGCUAAGGACUGCAGUUUACCAUGAGAUCCUGAUCGGCUACCUGGAGUAUGUGAAGAAACUGGGGUAUGUGAUGGGUCACAUCUGGGCCUGCCCACCCAGUGAAGGAGAUGACUACAUUUUUCACUGCCACCCUGCUGACCAGAAGAUCCCCAAACCCAAGAGGCUCCAGGAGUGGUACCGAAAGAUGCUGGACAAGGCGUUCGCUGAGAGGAUCCUGCAUGACUACAAGGACAUUUUCAAACAGGCAACCGAAGACCGGCUGACCAGUGCCAAUGAGCUGCCGUACUUUGAGGGCGACUUUUGGCCCAAUGUGCUGGAGGAGAGCAUCAAGGAGCUGCAGCAGGAGGAGGAAGAGAGGAAGAAGGAGGAGAACACGGCCUCCUGUGAGACACCAGAGGGGGCACAAGCUGACAGCAAAAAUGCCAAAAAGAAGAAUAACAAGAAAACCAACAAAAACAAGAGCAGCGUCAGCCGAGCCAAUAAGAAAAAGCCUGGGAUGCCGAAUGUAGCCAAUGACCUGUCCCAGAAGCUCUACGCCACCAUGGAGAAACAUAAGGAGGUGUUUUUUGUAAUCCACCUCCAUGCCGGGCCAGUCAUUAACACCCUGCCACCCAUUAUGGACCCCGACCCCCUGUUGACCUGUGACCUGAUGGAUGGUCGGGAUGCCUUUCUGACUUUGGCCAGGGACAAGCACUGGGAGUUCAGCUCACUGAGAAGAUGCAAAUGGAGCACGAUGUGCAUGUUGGUGGAGCUGCACAACCAAGGCCAGGACCGCUUUGUGUACACCUGCAAUGAGUGCAAGCACCACGUAGAGACUCGCUGGCACUGCACCGUCUGUGAGGACUAUGACCUAUGCAUUAACUGCUACAACGCUAAGGGCCACGAGCACCAUAUGGUUAAGUGGGGCCUUGGUCUAGACGAUGACAGCAACGGUGCGGGUGGAGAGGCCUCCAAGAGCCCUCAGGAGAGCCGCCGUCUCAGCAUCCAGCGCUGCAUCCAGUCCCUGGUCCAUGCCUGCCAGUGCCGCAAUGCCAACUGCUCUCUUCCUUCAUGCCAGAAGAUGAAGAGGGUGGUUCAACACACCAAAGGCUGCAAGCGCAAGACCAAUGGUGGCUGCCCUGUGUGCAAGCAACUCAUCGCUUUGUGUUGUUAUCACGCGAAGCACUGUCAGGAGAACAAGUGUCCUGUUCCCUUCUGCCUCAACAUCAAGCACAAACUCCGUCAACAGCAGCUGCAGCACAGGCUCCAGCAGGCUCAAAUGAUGCGCCGGAGGAUGGCCACCAUGGCUGGAAGGGGUAUGCCCAUGCCAUCUCCACCUACCUCAGCUGGCCCCGACACCCCCAACUCUGUGCAGCAGCCUAAUACACCGCAGACACCCCAGCCCAUGCCCAACCAGCCCCAACAACAGCAGCCACCAAACCCUGCCAAUAUGGCCCAAGGCUUCCCCAACAAUGGCCGCAGCAGCCAGCCCCCAACACCGGUGCCGCAGGGCAAACCAGGGCCUCAGUCAUCCCCUCUUCAUCAGCAACAGUCACCUCUGCCUAACAUGCCCCAUCAACAGCAUCCUCAGCAGCAUCCUCAACAACAGCAGCAGCAUCCUCAACAACAGCAGCAGCAUCCUCAACAACAGCAGCAGCAUCCUCAACAACAGCAGCAGCAGCAACAUCAACAGCAACAACAUCAACAGCAGCAACAACAACAGAAUUAUACCAUGAAUGGGAUGCCCAUGAACCACCCUCGAAUGAUGGGGCCCAUGCAGGGUCAGAUGCAGAUGAUGCAGGGGCCACGGGGCCCCCAGGUGAUGCAGGCUAUGCAGCAGGGUCAAUGGGGUCCAGGGAUGCAGAAUCCCCAGGGCCAUCAGCCACAGGUCCCUCCUCAACAGGGCCCUAUGGGCCCUCAGCAGGCUCAGGGAGCACCCAUACCCCAGCAGAACCAGCUCAUGCAGAGGCCCAUGAUGCCCCAGCAACAAGGUCUCCAAAUGACUGGGGUCAUGCCUCCACAGGGGCCCUCACAGCAAGGCAUGACACCACAGCAGCAAAACAUGCCACGAGGGAUUCCUGGUAACAUUGCGCCGAGUGCCCUGCAGGAAUUACUGCGCACUCUCAAAUCUCCCAGCUCCCCACAGCAGCAACAGCAGGUCCUCAACAUCCUCAAGUCCAAUCCCCACCUCAUGGCCGCUUUCAUUAAACAGAGGACAGCAAAGUACCAGGCCACCCAGCCGCAGCAACAGCAGCAGAGCGCACAGGCCAUGCUGGGGUCUCAGGCAGGAAUGCAGGCCAUGGCAGCCAUGGCAAACCAAGUGCAGAGGCCAGUGAUGGCACCUCAGCAGCAGCAGCAGCCUCCUCAGCAGGCAGGGCCCCAGGGCAUGGCAACCAUGGGCCCCCAAGGCCAGAUGAUGAAUGCUGCUCAAAACGGCAAUCCCCAACUGUACCGCAGACAGCAGCUGCUCAGGAUGCAGCAGAUGCAGCAGCAGCAGCAGCAGCAGCAGCAGCAGCAGCAGGGAGGCAUGCCUCAGGGCCACGGUCAGUUCCCCCAACAGCAGACAGGGCCAGCAAGCUACUCCCAGCUCCGUAUGCAGCAGCAAAUGGCUAUGCAAGGUGGUGGGGGGCCUAUGGGACAGCUCCCUCCCACAUCUCAAAUGGGUCAACCUGGCAUGGGCAUGGAUGGGCCCCAGAACCUUAUCCAGCAGCGCAUGCUUCAGCAACAGCAGCAGCAGAUGUUAAAGCAGCAGAUGGGCUCUCCAGCACAGGCUAACUCGAUGAGUCCACAGCCUCACAUGCUCCAAAGCCAAGCCCAGGGAGGAGCUCACUUACCUGGCAAGACAAUGGCAAACACCCUGGGAAACCAAGUACGCUCCCCAGCCCCAGUGCAAUCGCCCCGUCCGCCUUCACAGCAGCCCCCGCAUUCCAGUCCAUCCCCGAGGAUACAGCUCCAGCCCUCACCUCAACACGGUGCCCUCCACUCCAGCUCUCCCCACCCCAGCCUUGGAGGCCCAAUGUCGGGGUCCAUGGAGCAGGGACACAUGGGAACACCGGAGCAGAGUGCCAUGCUCCCGCAACUCAACACACCAAACAGAGGGGGGUUGAGUAAUGACAUGGGUAUGGUGGGUGACACGACGGGAGACACGCUGGAGAAAUUUGUUGAAGGAUUGUAGCAUUUUGGGACAGAAGAAAGGCCUUGUUCUGUUUUCAGCUGAGAAUUUUUUUGUACUUGCUGGUGUAAAAAGCUAAAAGAAAUACAAACAAAUGAGUCAUACGAGGCCUACAGACUGUGAACUUUCCUUAAACCAAGGGACUGCUUUUUCUUCCAACACAGUGAGAGUGAUUUAAUACUUGCUGUUAAAAAGAAGACAACAAAGACACAAAGAAUAUAUUUUUUGGUUCAGACCAGCCAUGCAAGAAUUUGCCCUGGUCUUGGUGUUUUAAUUUGUUUUUCAUUUGUUAUGCUCUGGUAUUGACUUUUUUUAAACAAAACUUCUCAAAACAAAAAAUAUUUCAUUUUAUUAUUCAAUUAUUUUUUUUUUUUUGUACCUUUGCAGAUUAAUAUGGUAUUUGUGUUGAGAAGACUGUAAAAUUAUUUUGUCUGGGAAUUGUUUUUGCCAGGUUUCACCUCUUGCUCAGUUUCUCUGUUCCUGGAUAAUUUAUUCUAAUAUGCCAUUUUUCAAAAGGACUGCCUUUGGGAAAGCCUUAAUUUCUUUCCUGUUUGCAGAGUCUAUGGGAGAUAAAUGUAUUUGUAUAGAUCUAGGAACUAUUGCACACACCCAAACACAGAAGGCAGGUGUAAGAGAAACCUGUCUUGAAGCUUGUUAAUGUUCACAGGUGCCGGAAUGUUCUUUUUAGGCCUGGGCCCAGUAUUUGUCUUGCUUCGUCUUUCCCUCGGUCAAAAGAAAUUUUCAUCAAGUCCUGAACCUCUUUUGCCUGUGGUGGGAAAUUAACUUGUUUGACUGCUGAUUUGUGUUCAGAGAGGGUUUUGUGCAUCAUUUUCUCUAUUGCAUUAAACUUGAAUUGAUGAACUAUUCUCUAAUGUAAAUCAUGCAGCUAGACAGUACUGUAAAUAUGCAGAAAAUAAGAAUGAAAUCACUGUACAAACUGGUUCAAAUGGCUCAUUUCGUACUUAUAUACCAUAUUGUUAAAUAAACCUGUGUGCCACAGA
Anarrhichthys ocellatus (wolf-eel) is the source of this 9223-nucleotide messenger RNA. RefSeq names its product CREB binding lysine acetyltransferase b (gene crebbpb). Gene Ontology annotation, molecular function: protein binding; zinc ion binding; histone acetyltransferase activity. Bases 852 to 8225 code for a protein of 2457 amino acids. The transcript has 32 exons. The record is from RefSeq and is a predicted model, not a curated record. NCBI's taxonomy places the organism in Eukaryota, Metazoa, Chordata, Actinopteri, Perciformes, Anarhichadidae. Gene Ontology annotation, cellular component: transcription regulator complex; nucleus; histone acetyltransferase complex. Gene Ontology annotation, biological process: positive regulation of transcription by RNA polymerase II.